This is a messenger RNA of Dunckerocampus dactyliophorus (ringed pipefish), 1338 nucleotides long. It is a transcript of the gene olfm4.1, whose product is annotated as olfactomedin 4, tandem duplicate 1. The transcript is spliced from 4 exons. The record is from RefSeq and is a predicted model, not a curated record. Gene Ontology annotation, biological process: signal transduction. Lineage: Eukaryota; Metazoa; Chordata; Actinopteri; Syngnathiformes; Syngnathidae. The coding region runs from base 109 to 1338 and encodes 409 amino acids.
GGUGCAGACUCCUGCACCUGUGAUGCUUUCUUGCCGAGUUCUACCUUCCCUUUAAAAGAUCUAGCAGUGGUGGAGCAGACAGCUGAGCAGAUCUCCCACAAGUUGGAGAUGGAACUGGGAAAGCUGGAGGACUAUGAGAGUAAAAUGACACAAUAUGCAGAAAAGAUUAUCGAGUUGACAAGGGAAAUCGAGAUAUUGGAGAAGAAACCUGAUGCCAGUAAUGACGCUGCCUUGGAGGCCCUGGAGGUGAAGAUUAAACAAGUGGAGGCUCUGAUUAAAGAGCUGCAGCUUUCGCUCAAAAGCUCCACGGCUGUCUUCGAGUCUCUUCACCGAGAGGUUACAGUAAUGAUAGGGACCCUAGACCAGCUGGAGAAGACACAUGACAAGAAUUUGGUUCUUCUGACGCGUCGGGAGUACAUCAGGAUCCAAAUGGAGCUAGAGGAGUGCGAGAGACGACACCAGGAGCUAUUCAACCCUAACAUCGGUUCCUGUGUGCAUGCAGGUAUCAUCAAGGUCAGCAAGCCCAUUGUGAGUCAACUUAAUGCUCAUCUGACAACCAGCUACAUAUACGGAGGUUGGGGCAAAGAUUCAAAGCCUAUUCGUGAUAGGGAGUCUAUGUACUGGUUUUCUGCAGACUCUGGUUCAUACAUCAAUGACAUUAGGUUUUACACUAAUUACAAAAAUCUGGUUCUAAGACGCCCCUUCCUGCAUCACACAAUACCAAAUGAUUGGAGAGGUAUUGGUAGCAAUUAUAUAGUGCGUGACAACACACUGUAUUAUCAGAACUACUCUCCACUUGGGUUGACAAAAUACAAUUUUACUAGCGCGAGAUACGAAUCCAGGGUGAUUCCUGCAGCAAGCCAAACUUUUUCGUAUGCCAAAUUUAGCCAUCAGAUAUUUGACUUUGCCGCCGAUGAAACUGGCCUCUGGGUGACCUUCGCGACAGACGAGUCCAAUGGCAAGAUGGUCGUUGCCAAAAUAAACGAAGAGUCUUUUGGGAUUGAGGAGCAAUGGCAGACUAGUCUUUAUAAACCAAGCAUCAACAACGUCUUCAUGGUAUGUGGUGUUCUGUAUGCUGUCAGGACAGUUGAUAUUCAGAAUGAGGAAAUAUUUUUCAUGUUUGACACUAAAACCAAACAAGAGAAACAGAUCAGUAUUCUUUUUGAGCGGUUCCAGGAUAAGUAUUCCAACCUGGACUACAAUCCAGCUGAUCAGAAGCUCUACAUGUACAAUGACGGCUACUACGUGAACUACCAUUUGUGGUUCAACCACACAGCCGAGGCCACAGCGGAACCACCUUUUGCUCUCAACAAAACUGAGCCAAAUCUGAAGAUGUGA